AUGGAGGUCGACGAAGGGGGGGCGGCGGACGCAGAGCCCGGGACGUCCCCGGAGCCCAGUCCUGAGGACGACGUCGACUUCGCUGCCCCGAGGGGCGGGAAGCGCCGCAAGACGCAGACGCCGGGGCGCGGCGACGGGACGCCGGCAGCGAAGAAGGCGAAGGGUCGGAGCAGACGCGCUGCGGCGAAACCAGGACUGUCUUUGUUUGAGGUGGCAAAGUCGCACGGGAAGGCCGCGCGGGCCGCCGUCAAGGAAUGGGCCGCGAAACUCAAGGACGAAAAUAGCCUCGCGGAAGCCGCGGCGGAUCUGGUGACGCUCCUGGUCAAGGCUGGAGGCUCGGACGUCGAGGCGGACCCGGCCGACCCCGACCCGCGCGCGGCCAUCCAGGCCGCCACGACGGACGUGCUCGACAACGGCGGCGAGGACCACUUCCGCGGCCGCGCCGGCGCCGCGUUCCACGACGCGCUGCUGUCCACCGUCGCCGCGUGCGUCGAGCAGCUGCACCAGCGCGGGCACCUGGCGGGGGACGCGGACGGCGUGGACGUCGCGGGGACGUUCCUGUCGGCGGUGGUGACGAUGAGCGGGUCGCGGCUGCGUGCGUUCCGGCAGGUGGGGACGGAGGUGGCCGGGCGCGUGGUGCUGGCAGUGAGCGAGGUGCGCGCGGGGGCGGCGGACGCGCGGUCGCUGGCGGCGCGGCAGGCGGCCGCGGAGAAGAAGAAGAAGGCUGCUGGCGCGGCGGGGAAGGAGAGGCUCGCGGCGACGCAGCGGGCGCUCGAGGAGAGCACGCAGCGGUGCGCGGCGCUCGACAAGACGGUCUCGCGGCUCGUGGAGGGGGUGUUUGCCAACCGCAUGUCUGACAUCGACCCGGAAGUGCGCCGGUCCGUCGUGCGCGCGGUGGGGGAGUGGAUGGGGGCGUUUCCGGCCGACUUCCUCAACGACCGGUACCUCAAGUACGUCGCGAACGCGCUGUGCGACCCGGACGCCGCUGUCAGGCUGGGGGGCCUCUCGGCGCUGUCAGCGCUGUACGGCAGUCCCGAUCACGUGUCCGCGCUGCAAGACUUCGCGGCGCGGUUCGGCGCGCGGCUCGUCGAGAUGUGGAACGACGUCGACGACGCCGUCGCCGCGGCCGCUCUGCGCCUCGCCGCGCACAUGGUCGCUGCCAACCACCUCGAGUCGGGGGGGGUGUCGGGGGUGUACCGGCUGCUGAGCGACGACUCCGAGGACGUCCGCGUCGGCGCCGCGAAGCUCGUCUGCGAGACGCUCGAGGCGCAGGGCCGCGACGCUGUCUCCGCGUGGGCGGCCCGGCCGGCCACCGCCGCGCAACGCGGCGCUCCUGGUAAGCGCCGUCGCGCGGCGGCGGGUGCGGCGGUCGCCGCACCUGACCCCGACGAGCUCCCAGCGGACAGUCUGCGGCUCGAGGGCCUCCUCGCGGUUCUCUCGAAGCUCGCGGACGGCGCGGAGGGGGGGAGUGAAGAUGAGUCGGGUGCGCUGGACUCGAAAGCCGUCGGGCGGGUGGUGUCGGCGCUGCAGGGCGAGGUACCGGUGCUGACGGACUGGGACGUGCUGGUGGACGCGCUGCUGGACGAGGGGCUGUGCGCGCACCGGGGCGCGGGCGCGACCGCGACGCUGGCGGCGGUGGUGCUGCACGCUGUCAGCAGGGCGUGCGUGGGACGGGCGCACGGGGAGGGCGCGGGGGGCGCGGAGGGCGCGAAGGGCUUUGCGAAGAAGAAGGUGCGCGACGAGAUGGCGCGGCAGCAGCAGGGCGUGAGCAACGCACUCGUCGGCAACCUACACAGGCUUCUCCAGCGGUACGAGGGCGACCAGGCCGCGUGCGCGUCGCUCGUUCCGCUGCUCGGCUACGUGCAGCUCGACGCGUUCCAGCUCCGCGACCGCGCGGCCGAGUUCGCCUCCGUCGUCGAGCGCAUCACCGCCGUCUUCCUGAAACACGGCCGCGCCGACGUGCAGGCCGCGUGCACCGCCGCGCUGAGCCACUGCUGCGCCACGGGCACCGCGUCGCAGCGCGAGGCCGCGCUCGCCGCCGCGCGGGAGCUCCUCGAACGCACGGACCGCGGUCUGUCCGACUGCCUGCGUCGCUUCAAGGAGUUGCACCGAGACUCCCCCCCCGGGCGCGACGCCGCCUCGGCGGACGAUGACCGCGUCGCGAGCGACCUCGCAGGCGCGCUCUCGCGGCUCCACCACCUCCUCGCGUUCGGCGAGGUCCUGAACGCGGCGCGCCGGCCUUCGCUUCACGCGUCGGCGCUGGCGCUCCUGCGCGACAUCGCGGCGGGGGCGCCGCUGCGCGAGGACGUCGCGAAGGUCGCGGUGACGACGAGCCUGGCGAUCGUGAACUCCGCCGCGCUCGCGCUGAGCCGCGCCAGCGACGUCGCGGCUGCGCCAGACCUGCAGCCGCUGGCGGAGGGGUACCGUUCGGUCGUGGAGCAGGUCGGGGAGAUCGCCGGGCAGGCCGACCUGGCCGACGAGGUGCGCGCGACGGCGGCGCGGGCGAUCUGCGACGCGCUGCUCGUUCUGCGGUGCGCGGCCUUCCAGGGCACCGUCCUGGCGGACGCAGGCGCUGACCUGUGUGCGCGGCUCGCGCCGUCGCUGUGGGGGGUGUUCGAGGAGUGCGUGAUGAGCGUGGACACCGCGGAGGCGGAGCAGGCGGAGGAGGAGAGCGACGACGACAGCGGCGCGGCGCGCGGCGAUGCGGCAAAGACGCGCGCGGCGGCGGUGCUCGCGAAGGUGACGGCGAUCGCCGCGCUCUGCCGGCUGGCGCGGGCGUACGAGUCGCAGCUGGGCGCGGGGUGGAUGGUGCCGUCGAUCGUGUCGCACUACGUCACGCACGGCCCGGAGGUGGAGGCGAUUGUGCGCGCCAUCAUUGGCGAGCAGGAGGUCGCGGCGCUGCCGGACCACUUCGCCGCGGCGCUCAAGAUCGCGGCGAUUCGCGCCGCGCAGUUCGAAUGGAACGAAGACGGUACCGAGGCACUGGACGCGCUCGCGGACCGCCUGGCGCGCGUCCUCGCCGGCCACCGCGUCCCGCCUGACUCAGCACUUCGUAUCUGCGAGGUCUGCGUCCGACACGUGGUGGCGGUCCUGGACGGCCGCGACAAGGACCUCGGCGCCCUCAAGCUCCUCACCGCCGGCCUCGGGCACUUCACCGGCAAGCUCGCGCCGGACGCCGCUGCCCACCUGCACGACCGCGUCGACCAGCAGCUCCUGCGGUUCCGGCCGGACGAGCAGGCAGAGGAGUGGCGGCCGUACUUCGAGUUCCUCGAGGCGCUCAAGGCGCGCGGGAACGGCGGCAGCGCGGCCAAGCGGGCGCGCGUGCGGAGCAGCAGCAAGGCACGCCGUGUGCGGGCGGACGACAGCGACGCUGACGACGGCGAGGGCAGCCCGCCGACGCCGGUACGCGCCGUGCGGACGAAGCGCGCGGCUCCUGCGCGCGAGGGCGGCGCGGGGCGCAGGGGGGGGAGUGAGAGGUAUGAGAAGGACAACGUCGAGGAUCCUGACUCAUUGGUGGCGUCGGAGGCGACGGAGGGGGGCGGCGAGGGAACGGAGGAGGACGCGGAGGAGGUGGACUCCGAGGAGGGCGGCGCGGACAGCGCGCCGGGUCCGGACGACGACAGCGAGGUGGAGCCCCCUGCGCGACGUGGGCGGGCGAGGGCGCGACGGUGA
Pedinophyceae sp. YPF-701 is the source of this 3672-nucleotide messenger RNA. Lineage: Eukaryota; Viridiplantae; Chlorophyta; Pedinophyceae. The record is from the annotation of a GenBank genome assembly.